This is a messenger RNA of Caenorhabditis bovis, 1611 nucleotides long. The record is from the annotation of a GenBank genome assembly. Lineage: Eukaryota; Metazoa; Nematoda; Chromadorea; Rhabditida; Rhabditidae.
AUGAAUUUGUACAUUGGACCAGUCAAGGCUUGCAGACGAAUUGUGCCAUAUUGGGUAAGAAAUGCAAGAAUAAUCGACGAGUAUCUCAUCGAAUGUGAUUAUGCCGUUCAUGGAGACGUCGGAAAGUUUUCGGAAAUAUUCUUCGAAGAAUAUGCACUACCGAAUAAUCAAGUGUAUCCGACAUUUGGAAAAUAUGGGAACAAGAACAAAAAAAGGGAUAACCGUAAAAUGGGAGAUAACAAAGACACGGCGAUGUUGCAAAUGAUGAAAUUGCUGCAAGAGCAAAUGGAGUUAACGAGGAUUCAGGCGGAGGAAGGGAGGAAGCAAACGGCAAAGUUUGCGGAGUUGGUGGAGCGAUUGUCCGGAAACGCGCAACAGUCAACAAAGUUGGAAAAGGUAGAGGUUAGCGAGGCUUCCAUUAUAGCAUCAUUAGCUGAGCGGAUACCAACAUUCGAUUUCAAUCUUGAGGAUAAUCGCACGUUUCCGAAAUGGUACAAUCGUUAUUCAGAAAUGUUAAAAGGAUUAUCGGAAGACGGGAAGCGCCAACUGCUAUUGGAGAAGCUGUCUGAACCCUGCUAUGAGCAACUGGUGGCUGCGCUAAGACCGAAAAGAUGCAUUGAGCUAAGCCCGAGUGGAAAGGUGGAGACCAGCGAACAAAGCAGACAAAUCGGAGCAGGAGUCGGCAACAAAGAAAGGUAUCGAAGACCAGGGAAUGCUGGAACUGUGGUGAAACAGGGCAUUUCAAGAAGGAAUGUCGUAAAUCCGCUGCAAAACCCAAAAGGACGUUUAGCGUCGGUAAAGGGCCAGUGGAUUGAUUUCCAAGUGGAUACCGGAGCCGACAUUACCUUGAUCGGUAGAGUCGAGUGGGAAAAGUUGGGAAAACCAACUUUGGAAACAGCUGACGCCAAAGUCAUAUGUGCAAAUGGAUCCACAAUGGAAAUAGACGGUCGAUUCCAUACUGAUUUUGAACUAAAAGGAUCCACCGGUCAAGGUUGGAUAUAUGUUCGAAAAGAAGGAAACCUGCUUGGAUUAGAUUUUAUCAAUCAAUCCGAACAUAUGGCGUACCAUAUGGAGCGAAUGGUAAGCCAGGUCGAAUCUGUAAAAAAGGAUUGGGCCAAAGAGUUACAAACAAGAUUCCCAACCGUGUUCCAGGAAGAGCUGGGAACUUGUGUCAAGGAGAAGGCCCACCUGGAAGUGAAAGAAGGGGACGAAGACAUCGUAAUCGCCGAAGUCAAGGUGUUAAAUGUGGAUUAUUUGGCUGAAGGGGAAGCGACAGCUACGGAUAAGGUGUUGAAAACUGUCAUCAAAUACUGGAAAUCGAAUAAUUGGCCAAGAAGUAAUCAAGUCGAUGAAACGAUAAGACCGUUUAUCACGAGGAAAGAUGAUAUCGCAGUCACUGAAGGAUGUGUGUUAUGGAAACAUAGAGUUGUCAUCCCAGAAUUAUUGCGAAACCAGCAAUUAGCCCGAACAUGCGUAUAUUGGCCAAAGAUCGAUGAAGCAUGCACCGAAACGAAGUCAGUUUACGACGCAGUGCAAGAGUUCGGAAACCCAUCGUACGAUUUGAUCCCAGUCCACAAUGAAGACCCAACUUAUAUCAGUCAGCAGCCAUAG